UACCUACAGAGCAAUAAAUAACCCAAACAAUACAAUUUCUCAUAUUGGACAAUUUUGGAAAUUGAAGAAAUUCGGUGCCCUUUCUCAUCUACAGGAUAAUGAUUGUAACUGAACAUGGAAAAAAAGCUUGAAACACAUAUAGCUACAUCGUCAAGAAACAAUGAAUCAGAUGGCGAAGCUGAGGACGCAGUAGAUCAGGAAGACGAGGAAGAAGAAAAACACACCCCAAACAACAAUGUUCAGAAUAUACUGAAAAAGUUGCAAUCUUCAGGAGCUCUAUUGAGAAAGCCUAAGCAAGAGCACAGGUGUAUCACCUGCGACGAAGAAUAUCCCAGUUGGGAGGUGUUAGAGAAUCAUCUCAUUCAGCACGUGUCGCUGCCCUCCGUGGUGCUCGACAAGCUGCCGUCCGACGACGAAGACACGCCUCCGUCAGGGGAUGAAAAUUGGUCUGAUGAGGAAGAAGAGAGCCCACCGCCAAAGGCGGCUGUUUCAACGGCCAAGCCUAAAAAACUCGAUAUAUCCCAACUAAUGAAGAUGAACCUCAAACAACCUGCAGGGCAAGCUAAAACCUCUGACGCUGCCCUCAGUAAACUAAGUGGGUUAGGUUUCACAAUCAAAAAGAAUACAACUCCCAUAAAGAAAGAACCGGAAGAUCAGAGUUCGAAUGAUGUAAUGAAUAAGUUGGGGAAGUUGGGAGGUAUAAAACUCAAACUUAAAUCUGAUGGUAAUAAUACCAAUUCUUUUAAAGUUAUUAAUGGGUUGAAAGAUUUUAAGGCGUCAGACGAAGAGGAUGAGGAUGGAGAAGGAAGUGGUAAUGAGGAGAGAGACCAGGACGGCGACGAUGAUGAAGAUCAAGACAAGUCAGGCGAGCAAGAUUCAGCUGAUGAAGAAAACGAGGAUAAAAGCAGAAAGAAUUCUGAAAGUGAUGAUGAUAAAACUAAUAAAAUUAACAAGAAAAUUGCAAAUGCUUUGAAAAACUUGCAAGGAAAAUCGGUACAGAUAAAAACAGAGCCAUUGAAGCUUCCUAAAUUGGAGCCAGUGCAAACAGCUGUUAAAACUGCAUUGGUAGCACCUGUGGCGCAAGAAGCUAAACAGCCUGCUAAGCCGGGUAGGCCGGCCGUGAAACAAACCCCAAAAAGAGGCGCUAAUCUUCCUUUACAGAAAGAAACAAAUGCAGCACCUACUCCACCGCCUACCCCGCCAGCUGCGCCUGAGCGACGUGAAUCUCGAGAUUUAAAUUUGAAUAAUGUUGUUGUAAAACAAGAAGUGGAUAGUGCAGAGAAUCAGACCACAACCAAUGCUACACCAUUGUUUUCUACACAGAUCAAAUCUGAGAGAACUUCUCCACCAAUCACAACUUCAACACCUACAAUAGCAUCAGUAAAAAGCGAACCUGAUACCCAACCGCUAACAAAUGCCCAACCAUUAUUCUCUAAUCAAAAUGCUGCAUCUAAUACAACUCCUUUAUUAGCCGUCACAAAAAAAGAGACACAGGAUAUGACUAUAAUAGAAAUAAACGGCGAUUCUGGUGAUGACGACGACGAUUGUUGUGUGGUCUCAGCUACCCCCGCGCCUGAUGUUAAACCUGUUAUCCCAAAAACAGAAAAUCCGCCACCAGCUUACCCUCCGCCAGCAUACCCAGCUUCGACUCUUCCUUCCGAACAAAACUAUAGUUCCACCCCAAGCAGUAUGUUAUCCUCUCGACUGUCAUCUGCACAUUCAACUGAAAAACAACAUAAUUUCAACUGGAAUGCGCCUGAUUCGAAACCACAUCUCGAUAUCUUAGAAAAAAGCACUGACGAAAUCUUUGAAAGCUUGCUGUCAUCGGCGACAAAAAAAGAAAGAGAUCUAGCUCUUUCUGAUGCUAGCGAAUAUAUUUCAAUAGACACAUUGGGUCCACAACAUACGUGUGCUGUGUGCAAUACAAGAUUUACCGAAAUGUCGCUUUUGGAAGAACACAAACGCAUGACCGGUCAUUCUAUGAGCCUUAUGACGCCAUCUGCUUCUUCUUCUCUUCUUCCUUACAAUCAGUCCUCAAAUAUUCUUUCCAGUUUAUUGCCAGUUAAACAGCUGGCGGAACAAGUGGGUAAAUUAUCAGGAAUGGGGGGGAGUGCGCCUGGUUUUACUCAUCAACAAAACGUUAUGAUAAAUAUUCAGGCGUAUCCUGGCGCUGGGGGAACGAUGGGGCCACCACAACCUUACAAUUCUUACCCACCCGGUGCCUCUGCUUAUCCCCAAACCCCAAAUAAUAUGUAUGGAGCAGCUGGACAGCAAAUGCCAGGGCAGUAUCCAGGACAACAUUACAUGAAUCAGCCAGGGUAUGGACAAUAUCAACCGCCCAUGUCGAAAGCUGGUUACCCCGGGUCUCCAAAUUCCUACGCUUCGUCAACGCCGUAUUCUACUGCUUCCCCACUUCAAAAUAUGCAACAGGCUUACGGACCGACUUCUGCCAGUAUGAUGAACACACAAGCGGCGAUGGGUCAGAUGGGGCCGCCGGUAUCAAUGCCAAAUCAAUACGCGCCUGCGUCAAGCCCGGGUGGUACCAUGAAACCUCCAGCAGCUAGUAACGUUAGGAUACAAAACGUGCAAACAUUCGCACCGGGUCAGUUAGUCGGCGCUCCAGGCCAAGAAAUGGGACCGCAAAUGGCUGCACCAGGUCAAAUGGUAGGAGGGCAGAUGCCUUCGCCUAGUCAAAUAAGAAUGGCUCCGGGAGCUACGGUGACGGGCGCUAGACCUAGGAUGCCGACUACAGUGAGAGGCGCUCGACCUUCAAUAAGGCCAGGUAUACAAGUACACGGGCAAGUGCGCGGAGGCAAAGUUGGAGGGCCUCGAAUGCCAAUCAAAAGGCCAGGUGGCGUAAUGAACGCUCCCGGGCAAAAGCAGCGAAGGCCCGAUAUGUUACUCCCAGGGAAACACGACAAUGAAGACUGCCAAGUCAUGGCUAUGCAGAAACAAAGAGACGGCCUGCCUAUGAUCCAAAGCGUGCAAGGCGCGAAGGACAAAUUGAACCUUGGUAGUCAAAUAUCUAUAACGAAGAAAACUGUGAAUAGAGAAGCCAAUGAUAUGGCAAGAGCGUUAGCGUCUCGAGGUAUUAGCGUUAAACAAAAGCAAAAAAGUCGAUCACCAAGCCCAGAAAGGCCAGUGCCGCGUAUUCCUAACCUCGGCGCUGGAGUUAGCAUCAAGCAUGCGAAUAAAUCUAGUAAUUUCUCUAUUCCUGAAGCGAAAGUAGGUGGCGGCAUGUUGUCAUGUAGGGUAUGUAAAAAGAUGUUUAUGAAUCAUAAUUCCUUACAAGUACACAUGACAAACGCUCACCCACAGAGUAAAAUACCAAUGUUCAGAUGCGACGAGUGUCCCGCGUCUUACCCCAAAUCUUUGCAGCUUCAACAUCACAAGAGAGUGUUUCAUAAUGUCAGUGGUCCCAAUAGAGAACUAGGUUUGCCCGUAGUAGAUCUGUCUCAGGAAGAUAACUUGAAACGGUUAAGUAGUUUAGGUAUCUAUAGUUUUAUUCCACUGGCCAAUAGGGAGCAGGCUAGCGGCUGUUUCGGUAUCCCAGUAGUGUCCGUACAUAAUAGCUCGUCUGCUAACCUGCAAGCACUUGGUGCAGAUGGUUUGCUAAGUUUAGGCCCUUUAAAAUCUUUGCCGAACUCGUAAAGUGUGUGAUAAGAUUGAAUUAAAUUGUAGGCGCGCUUGUUCUGUGCGAUUGAAAGUGAAUAGUUUUGAGCCCGUGUGGUAGACAAUUUAGUAUCUCAAUUUCAAAGUUGUCGUA
Amyelois transitella is the source of this 3766-nucleotide messenger RNA. Its product is annotated as protein piccolo. The record is from RefSeq and is a predicted model, not a curated record. NCBI's taxonomy places the organism in Eukaryota, Metazoa, Arthropoda, Insecta, Lepidoptera, Pyralidae. Bases 115 to 3651 code for a protein of 1178 amino acids. The transcript is spliced from 3 exons.